Pocillopora meandrina is the source of this 1719-nucleotide messenger RNA. NCBI's taxonomy places the organism in Eukaryota, Metazoa, Cnidaria, Anthozoa, Scleractinia, Pocilloporidae. The record is from the annotation of a GenBank genome assembly.
AUGGAUCCACUUGUGGGUCAAAAUGAGAAAGUUACCAAGGAUGAGGAAGAUCGCCCACCCCGCUUAGCUGAAAGCUUGCUGCGAGAAUCGCAAAUACUAUCAACCGGGUCCCCCGUAGUUUACAAGCUCUCAGCCGAACUAAAACUGAGGAGGGAAAAGGGAAAGAUUAUCAAGAAGAGCAUCGGCAGCCCUAGUGAUCUGGAGGGUCGAACAACUGAAAAAGUGCUUAUGGUGGUUGGCGCAACGGGAGCCGGAAAGACAACGCUUAUCAACGGCAUGGUCAACUACAUACUGGGCAUAAAGUGGGAAGAUAAAUUCCGUUACAAACUCGUCGUAGAAGAUAGCAAGGUGUCACAAGCUCACAGCCAGACAAAAGAAAUCACAGCCUACACGUUUCACCCGAUGAAGGGUUCCGCUGUUCCUUACACGUUCACCAUUAUCGAUACACCAGGCUUUGGAGACACAGAGGGACUCAAGAGAGACCAAGAAAUCACCGAUCAGAUCAAAGAGUUUUUUUCAAUUCCUCCUCCAAAUGGUAUUGAUCAUAUUGAUGGCAUUGGUUUUGUCACUCAAGCUUCCUUGGCCCGCCUUACCCCCACACAAGAGUACAUCUUCACAUCCAUACUGUCCAUAUUUGGCAAAGAUAUGGCUGAAAACAUUUUCAUCCUGAUUACGUUUGCAGAUGGUCAAACACCCCCAGUGAUGGAAGCAAUAAAGAAAGCCAAGAUCCCAGCUAAGAAGUUUCAUAAAUUUAACAACUCAGCCAUUUUUGCAGAUAAUACCGAAACUACCCAGAAAAACGAAGACGAAGAAGAUGAAGAUGAUCGUUUCGACAAAAUUUUUUGGAAGAUGGGGGCUCGUUCUUUCAAAAAAUUCUUCCAUGAUUUCGAAAAAUCGCGAAGCGUCAGCCUCCAACUCACUCAAGAGGUGCUAAAGGAACGCGAACAGCUGCAAAACAUGGUUGAAGGGCUGACCCCGCAGAUCAACCAGGGUCUUAGCAAAAUUGAAGAAAUGCGACAGGAGGAGAAUAUCUUGAAACAGCGUGAAACGGAGAUCGAGCAGAACAAAUCCUUCACAUACUCAGUUAAAGUAACGAAAGCGAAAAAGAAAGACCUAAGGGGGACAGGUCAGCACACAACCACAUGUCGCCGCUGCAACUUUACGUGUCACACUAAUUGUGCGUAUGCAAAUGACGACGACAAAAAAUCAUGUUGCGCCAUGGACGGGAGUGGUUACUGCAAAGUCUGCACAAAGCAUUGCCACUGGCAGGAACACUCGAAUCUUCCCUACAUUUUUGAGUACGAAACAGUCACUGAGAAGAGAACCUCAGAAGAUCUUAAAAAGAGGUACGAAGUGGCUAAGUCAGGGAAGAACAUAGUAGAAGGCAUGAUUGAGAAACUAGAAGGGGAUCUUACGGAAGUGCAUAACAAUGUCCUCUCAAUGAUGUUCAAAGCUCAGCAAAGCCUGCAGCGCCUGGAUGAAAUUGCCCUCAAACCCAACCCACUGACCAGGACAGAGUAUCUGGAGCUCCUCAUUGAGUCCGAAAAGAAUGAAGCCAAACCGGGAUGGAAGCAGCGUGUUCAAUACUACGAAGUAGCCAAGCGUCAAGCUGAAAUUCUGUCCAAAGUAAAAGAUCCUAAAGCAGCUGAAGAGCUGAUUAAAGAGGAGACAUCUAAAGGAGAGAAAUGGUAUUCCCGAUUUAUGUUCUGGAGAUCUUAG